AUGAUCUCGUGCACGGGGAACAGACCUGUGCUUGACUAUAAUGGCUAUGGCUGCUGGUGUGGGUGGGGAGGAGCUGGUACUGCUGUUGAUGAGCUUGACAGAUGCUGCCAAGCCCAUGAUCAGUGCUACAAUACUGCGCUGCGGCAUGGCUCGUGCAGACGGUUCUGGGACAAUCCCUACACUAAAACAUACAGGUUCCAGUGUGACUGGCGCAGCAAGAUUGUCAGCUGUAAUAGAAGCAACAAUCCAUGCGAGAUGUUCAUCUGUGAGUGUGACAGGAGAGCGGCGAUGUGCUUUGCCAGGUCACGCUACAAUGAAAAAUAUAGAAACUAUCCCAAUGCCUACUGCAAGUAA
Messenger RNA from Myripristis murdjan (pinecone soldierfish), 354 nucleotides. RefSeq names its product phospholipase A2-like. The coding region runs from base 1 to 354 and encodes 117 amino acids. Gene Ontology annotation, molecular function: phospholipid binding; calcium ion binding. Lineage: Eukaryota; Metazoa; Chordata; Actinopteri; Holocentriformes; Holocentridae. The record is from RefSeq and is a predicted model, not a curated record. Gene Ontology annotation, biological process: arachidonate secretion; phospholipid metabolic process; lipid catabolic process. The transcript has 3 exons.